Molecule: messenger RNA, 993 nt
Organism: Closterium sp. Naga37s-1
Lineage: Eukaryota; Viridiplantae; Streptophyta; Zygnematophyceae; Desmidiales; Closteriaceae
Source: the annotation of a GenBank genome assembly
AUGAGGUCUGGGGGUGCUGAGCCUGGGGUUGCUGAGUGUGGGGGUGCGGAGCCUGACGGUGCUGGACCUGGAGGUCCUUCGGGUGCUCUGUCCCGGCGGGAGCUACCCUCUCCACAGGAGCUGCGCGAGUGGUUUGCUCGGCGCUGGAGCCAUGCUGCUGUAGCUGGUGGUGCUGCUGGUGCUGGAGUUUCUACUGCUGCUGGGGGUGCUGGAGCCACGGGUCCCGGAGGUGCUCGUACUGGAGGUACUGGAGCUGCUGGGCCUGGUGGAGCUACUGGUGCUGGGGCUACUGGCGGAGCUGGAGUUGGUCGUGCUGCUGGAGUAGGUGCUACUGGAGGUACUGGAGCCGGAGCUACUUCGUCUUUCGGUGGUACUGCUGGAGCUGGAGCUGCUGGAGGUCCUGGAGCUGGAGGUGCUGCUGGAGCCGGUGCUCCUGUGGGUGCUGGAGUUGACGCUGCUGGAGCUGCUGGAGGUGCUGCUGGUGCUGGUGGUACUGCUGGAGUUGGCGCUGACGCUGGGGGUGCUGGUGCUGUACCUGCUGGUUCUGGAGGCGCUGCAUGGCCGCGGCCGUCCUUCGUUCCGCUCCUUGAGCAGGUUCUUGGUCUUCCACCUUCUUCUGGUCCUACUCCCUCCUUAGAGUGUCCACCGCCUGUCCAGUCCGAGUCACAGUUACAGCUGGCCUCCCCUCUGCCUGCUCCUUCUCCCUACGCUGGUCCUACUGGAGGUCUUGCUGAGCGUCGUGAGCCUGAGUCGCGUCGUGCGUCACCUGUUCAUGCUGCUCGCACUAGUCGUCGUGUUCCACGUCAGCGUCCUCCUGCGGUCCGGGGCACGCAUCAGAUGGCACUGCGUCCUUCCACUGUGCCGCAGCGUGUCCCUUUGCCGUCUCCUCCAGAGUCCUCUCUUCCUGCUCUUGCUGACCCGGAGUCUGACUCUCUUCGUGCUGCCAGUCCUACUGUCACGCGUCUCCUGGCCACUGUUCACGGACGUCCUUGA